Molecule: messenger RNA, 1869 nt
Organism: Scleropages formosus (Asian bonytongue)
Lineage: Eukaryota; Metazoa; Chordata; Actinopteri; Osteoglossiformes; Osteoglossidae
Gene: nup62l
Product: nucleoporin 62 like
Exons: 13
Coding region: 99-1775 (558 amino acids)
Biological process (GO): protein import into nucleus; RNA export from nucleus
Cellular component (GO): nuclear pore central transport channel; nuclear pore
Molecular function (GO): structural constituent of nuclear pore; phospholipid binding
Source: RefSeq, a predicted model, not a curated record
GCUCGCGCUGUAAUGACGCAGAUCCUUGCCGCCACUUUUGUAAACGACGGCGUGAGUCGUCUGAGUUUAGUCGAACUAUUUCCACAAAAGGUGUCAAAAUGAGCGGGUUCAGUUUUGGGCAGACCACGACGGCAUUUUCUUUCAGUACACCUAAGACCACCGCCGGGGCUGCUCCUGCUUCUGGCUUUGGACUAACCAACAGCACACCAGCUCAGCCAGGAGGAGGGGGCUUCUCAUUCCAGACCUCGGCUCCGACCCCGGCAUCCAGUUCUCAGACCUCCAGUCUUUUCCCUUUGCCUGUCCAGGGAACCCAGAGCACUCAGGGGGGCUUUAGCUUCAGCACCCCGGCGCAAACCAGCACCACGGGCGGAGGCUUCAGCUUUGGCAUCUCGACUCCAAAGCCUGCUACAACUGGCCUGACACUUACCUCUAUGGCGGCUCCUUCCUCGGGGUCAGGCUUCACAUUUGGAUCGGGGCCCACCACUCAGACCAGCGUGGCUCAGCCACAAGUUUCAACAGGAGGAUUUUCCCUGGGAGGCCUAACUGCCACUCAGCCUUCAGGAGGGUUCAGUUUUGGAGGUGCUAAGGUUCAGGUCACCGCGGCUUCAACAGCUGCGACAGGCGGCGGGUUCACAUUUGGGAGCAGCACGUCAGCCGCAACAACUGCUGCAGCAAGUCAGCCUUCAGCCACUUUCACUCUGGGCAGCCAGCCUACAGGCCUGACUUUGAGCUCUUGUGUCCCAGCAACAACAGCAGUGACAACCACAACCCAGGGUUCUGGCUUUUCCUUUGGAAUAAAACCUUCAGCUACUCCAACUCCAACUCCAACCCCGACCUCGACCCCAGGCCCGGCCUCCACCACCAUCCCUGCCAGCCAAACCACCGCUUCUUCUCUCUUCACUACACCUGCACCUUCUGCAGUAUCAACUGUUUCUACGGGGUUCACUUUGGGGGCCACAUCCACAGCUGGCAGUGCUGCCACCACCUCAGCUGCCACUGGCACUGUGGGAUUGAUGCUCAAACCGCUGGGGGCAGCCACCACCACCAUCACCACCACAACAGCUUCAGCUACUACCACUGCUGCCACAACUUUCUCACUUGGCCUGAAGCCUGUGGGCACCAUGGCUCCGAUUGCUGGUACUGCCACGUCCACCACUACCGCCACCGCAGCUAGUGCCCCCCCAGUGAUGACAUAUGCUCAGCUAGAGGCCCUCAUCAACAAGUGGAGUCUGGAGCUGGAGGACCAGGAGAGGCACUUCCUCCAGCAGGCCACACAGGUCAAUGCCUGGGACCGCAUGCUUGUGGAGAAUGGAGAGAAGAUUACAUCGUUGCAUAAAGAGAUGGAGAAGGUGAAACUGGAUCAGAGAAGGCUGGACCAGGAGCUGGAUUUUAUUCUGUCACAGCAGAAGGAACUGGAAGACCUGCUGGGUCCUCUGGAGGAGUCGGUGAAGGAGCAGAGCGGCACUAUUUACAUGCAGAAUGCAGAUGAGGAGAGGGAGAGGACGUACAAGUUGGCUGAGAACGUGGAUGCUCAGCUCAAGAGAAUGUCCCAGGAUCUGAAGGAGAUCAUUGAGCACCUCAACACAUCCAGCGGCCCUGCUGACACCAGCGACCCUCUUCAGCAGAUCUGCAAAAUUCUGAAUGCACACAUGGACUCGCUGCAGUGGAUAGAUCAGAACUCAGUUCUUCUUCAGAGGCGUGUGGAGGAGGUGUCGAAACUGUGUGAAAGUCGUCGUAAGGAACAGGAGAAGAGCUUUCAUAUCAACUUUGAGUGAUUUUUCCAGAUUGUACAUAAAUAUUAUUAGUGCACUUGUCAGUGUGGGGAAAAAUAACCCUCGGAGAGGUUUGGGGGUGGAUGGAUUGACUCUU